AGUACUCUAACUUAUAAAUGGCUACCCUCGCCACCAUAGAAUAAAAAUUAAACAAUCUUCUUUCAAUACUCUCCACGGUUGUCUGAACUUAAGGAAUAACGCGCUGACAGGUUCUGUCAUGGACACUUUUGCAAUCGCACUUUCUUUGACAACUUCAGUGUUUGGAGUGAUUAAUAAUACUAAUGUAAGCGUGACCAGCGAAGGCUAUUUUGAGCAUAACUCAACCGAUAAUCCGACUCCCGCCCCAUGGUAUCCUCUGGGAUCAUUGUACACCGAAGAGCAAGUUCGCGAGGCGUAUCAGGCUUGUCGCGCUGUGUUCUUUUGCCUGUUGAUUCUGUGCACCGUGGGCAAUGGACUUAAUCUAGUGGUGUUAAUCCGCAGUGCGCCCACCUGGAAAACAUCCGCCUGCCAUUAUAUGAUCGGCGCGGCAGUGGCAGAUCUGCUUGCGCUAUGGCUCGGUUUAUGGAUGUUUUGGUCGGACGAAAGAAUAAACGGGAACUUCGGCAACCGGUUUGACAACCUCAUUAUUCCGUGGUUCUCCGAGGCCACAAUGUGUUUAUCCGAUUGGAUUUUGGUUGUGUUCUCCUGGGAACGACUGCUUGUGUGUCUGAGCGUUUAUCGAUUUGGAUUCCUGCAGCGGGUUGUGACGGCGCGUGUGCUGAUUGUCGUUCUCCUGGUUCUAUCGUUGGCCUGCUAUUCAUUCGAGUUUGUCCAGUAUUACUUUCUGUACACCCAUGACUUCACGAGCCCUGUCAUUAUUCCCGAUCCGUGGUGGGUCAAUGAGUGGCGCCGCAUUAACAGACUCGGAUUAAUUGUUAUGCGCAUGCUGACGUUUUUGUUGAUCCUUAUUCCGAGUGCAAUGCUGAUCCUUCUAAUUUCUCGCCAACGACGAUCCGAUUUGGGUGCCAUGCGUCGAUUACAGGAGGCUAACAGUGAAACAUCCGUGGCAACGUCUGCCAGCAAAACCUCGUCCGGGUCAUCCCAGCACGCAAUCAACAUCAUCCUGCUGAGCAGUGCACUGCUUUACCUCAUCACGCGUGCCCCCAAGUUUUUCGACUUGUGUGCUUCGGCUCUACCGUAUGACGUCGACUUUAUAUACGUCAAUGAUGGUAGCUUGAAUGACCUCAUGGAGCCAAUUAUCGUUGUAACAAUGUACAUGGGAUAUUCGUUGAAUUUCUACGUCUAUUUGUUAAGCGAAAGUCACUAUCGGCGCCGGUUUAUUACACUGGUGGCUCGUCCAGUCUGGUCCCUCUGCUUCCCCACAAAGUCCUCCAGUGAAAACCCAGAAGGGCAGACUGAAGGCAUGGAGAUGAGCAAAAAGCGGUCAAUGGCCACUUCGGAACAAUACUCGUAGUAACGCUUUUGAAUAACUACGACGAUUUCUCGAUUUCGUGUUGGAUGUCAUAAUAAUCACUUUGUUCAGUUUGUUGUGGUGCAUAUGCACCAACUGCUCUGAAGUUCAAACGAAGCCUCCAAAGUCCAAACCAAAACAUCUUCGCUAUGAUAGAAUUCCUACUAUAUUAUUAACAUCAAA
Messenger RNA from Paramacrobiotus metropolitanus, 1534 nucleotides. RefSeq lists its product as uncharacterized. Gene Ontology annotation, cellular component: plasma membrane. Lineage: Eukaryota; Metazoa; Tardigrada; Eutardigrada; Parachela; Macrobiotidae. Gene Ontology annotation, molecular function: G protein-coupled receptor activity. The record is from RefSeq and is a predicted model, not a curated record. The coding region runs from base 119 to 1354 and encodes 411 amino acids. Gene Ontology annotation, biological process: G protein-coupled receptor signaling pathway. The transcript has 4 exons.